GGGAUCGUGGAUACACUCUCUGAACGAGCACGGCAACUGUGACUGUAACAAGACUUAGAGUGCCAGUGUUCACCGAGCUGAGCAGAGGACUGGUCCCCCCUCUGAGCGACAGGCUGCCCAUCGUCACGCCAUUAAGUUGGCAUCGAGCAGUGAGCCGCCCUGGACGGAUGACGUUUCCUGAACAUUGCCACACCUUGUACCACCCACCAACAACAUGUACGCUGAAUUGGCUUGUCUUGGUAUUUCAGAGUGCUCCUGAAAGCAGCAGGAGGCAAGAGGUGGAGAGAGAUAGCCGCUGAACAACAGGGAGUGAGAAGGAGGGGGGGCAUAGCAGGACUCAGCUAGCGCCAGCACCGUCAGCCUGUUUACCACCAAACUAACCGCUGUUUUUCGACGUUGGCGCUGCAGCUAAAAGCAAGUUUAAUCAUUCCUUUCCUUUAGCUGAAAUAUGACCUCAUCAGCAUUUCGUCGAGUGUGUCUUAAACGACAGAAAUGCGUGCCGGUAGCUAGCUAGGUUUACGAGAAGACAAAAAGGGCAUCUCUGUGUCUUUGACGGAGCAGCCCGAUCCUAAUCUUCGGAUGAGAGUUUCAGUGUGACCGUUUGUGAAGCAGCACGGUAAAAGAAACCUGCGGCUCGACCGCGCAGCCGCUCCGAGCUUCAGUGACACCGGAGGACGGGGAAACACCCAAGUGUCAAGAUGAAAUUCACAGAGCAUCUCUCCGCUCACAUCACCCCUGAGUGGAGAAAACAGUACAUCCAGUAUGAGGCUUUCAAAGAGAUGCUGUAUGCUGCUCAGGACCAGGCCCCAUCUAUUGAAGUGACAGACGAGGACACAGUUAAGAGGUACUAUGCCAAGUUUGAGGAGAAAUUCUUCCAGACAUGUGAAAAAGAAUUGGCCAAGAUCAACACCUUCUACUCUGAAAAGCUGGCUGAGGCUCAGCGGCGAUUCGCUACACUGCAGAACGAGCUGCAGUCCUCUUUGGAUGCACAGAGGGAGAGCUGGGCUAAUGGGCGGGGCCUUAGGAGGAGAAAGACGGUGUUUGCUCUGUCGCAGCAGGAACGUUGCAAACACAGAAACAUAAAGGACCUGCAGCUGGCCUUCUCGGAGUUCUACCUCAGCCUCAUUCUGCUGCAGAACUAUCAGAACCUGAACUUCACAGGUUUCAGGAAGAUCUUGAAGAAACAUGAUAAGAUCUUGGAGACGUCAAGGGGUGCUGACUGGAGGGUGGCUCAUGUUGAAGUGGCUCCAUUUUACACAUGCAAGAAAAUCACACAGCUCAUCUCUGAGACUGAGGCAUUGGUCACAACUGAGUUGGAAGGUGGUGACAGGCAGAGAGCCAUGAAGAGGCUGAGGGUACCUCCCCUGGGAGCUGCACAGCCUGCUCCUGCUUGGACAACCUUCAGAGUCGGCCUUUACUGUGGAGUGUUCCUUGUCUUAAUAGUCACUGUGGUCAUUACAGGAGCUGUGAUGAUCCGUAGUGAGGAUGUCUGGCCUAUGGUCAGGAUCUACAGAGGAGGCUUCCUUUUAAUAGAAUUCCUCUUCCUGUUAGGCAUCAACACUUACGGCUGGAGACAGGCAGGAGUGAACCAUGUCCUCAUAUUUGAACUCAACCCCAGAAACAACCUGUCCCACCAACAUCUGUUUGAGAUUGCAGGUCUGUUGGGGGUGUUGUGGUGCGUCAGCCUGCUGUCCUGUCUCUUCAGUGAUAGCAUCUUGGUGCCAAUGCAAGCUAACCCGCUGGCUCUUUACGGCCUCUUCUUCCUCUUCCUCAUCAACCCUCUAAAGACCUGCUACUACAAGUCACGCUUCUGGCUGCUCAAACUCUUGUUUCGAGUGGUGACAGCUCCGUUUCAUCGUGUUGGCUUUGCAGACUUCUGGCUGGCUGACCAGUUGAACUCUCUGGGGGUGGUUCUGAUGGAUCUGGAGUACAUGAUCUGUUUCUACAGUUUUGAACUGGACUGGAAAAAACAUGAUGGACUCAUCAGCAGCUCAAGUAAAGAUGUGUGUAACACCUACUCCUAUGGUGUCCGGGCGGUGAUCCAGUGUCUUCCUGCUUGGUUUCGAUUUGUCCAGUGUCUGCGACGUUACCGUGACACCAAACGGGCCUUCCCUCACCUGGUUAAUGCUGGGAAAUACUCCACUUCCUUUUUUGUUGUCACCUUUGCCGCCCUAUACAACACCCAUAAAGCUGAAAACCAUGCUGACACCCAGAUCUUCCUCUACUUGUAUAUCAGCUGCUUAGUGGUCAGCUCAUGUUACACACUGGUCUGGGAUCUGAAGAUGGACUGGGGCCUGUUCGACCGCAAUGCAGGGGAGAAUACCUUUCUGAGAGAGGAGAUAGUCUACCCACAUAAGGCUUAUUAUUACAGUGCCAUAGUGGAGGAUGUGCUGUUGCGUUUUUCAUGGACGUUAACUGUCACCCUCAACACAGUCUCAGGGCUUAAGGGCAUCGCUGACAUACUGGCCACUAUACUGGCCCCAAUGGAGGUCUUUAGACGUUUUGUGUGGAACUUCUUCCGACUGGAGAACGAGCACCUGAAUAACUGUGGUGAGUUCAGGGCCGUCAGAGACAUUAGCGUUGCUCCACUGAACGCUGAUGACCAGACCCUGCUAGAGCAAAUGAUGGACCAGGAGGAUGGAGUCAGGAACCGACAGGGCAAGAAGAGCUGGAAGAGGAGCUACAGCAUGAGUCUACGCAGGCCCCGACUGGCCUCACAGUCCAAGACCCGUGACACCAAAGUUCUCAUAGAGGACACUGAUGAUGACUCCUGACAUCAGGCCACGCCCCUCGCCUGGGUCCAGAAUUUAUUCAAAGGAGGGAACUCCACCUCCUAACCGAGGAAUUACCCAGCGAGUCGGGCGUUGAACUCUCAACCAAGGACGAGUUUGAAACUGUCAUGUCUACAGUACAUAAUCCUGUCCAAUGCAUGUGCCUCUGCUCGGGUUCAGAACUAUUUGAGGGGGGGAACUGUGACCUCUUGAACAAACAACCCAGCAACAUGGCCAUGGAACUCCUGCUCCUACCUUCAACGAUAACCAGGGGGAGGGGCUAAUCACAUAAACUCUACCUUACCCAAGCAGUGGGUGAAUAACUUCCCUGACAUCCACAGCCACCAACAGGUGAACUCUUGAACUGCACCCACACCUCAGCCAUUGCUUGGGCUCUCCUCAAAGCCUCAGCCUAGCAUGAACAACGCAGCUAAAUGGACCGCAAGCUGAUCACCCUCAUAGGAAUUUCCCCUGCUCCCUCUCUGUGCUGCACAGCUCCUGCACAUGGAGAGGCCGACAGCUUCAACCUGUUGCUGUAGCAGACCAAAAGUUUUCUCCCCACCCUUGGCUAUUAGUCUCCACCGAUAGUCCCUCCAUCCAGGUAAGGCUUAGUAAAAAGGCCAUUUUAAAGUUCAACAGAUCUCAAGUCAGUUUAUCAUUUUGACCUCAAGUCAUUUGAACCUUGAGUCAAUAAGAUGAAUUUCCAAAUAAGAGAAUGAAGAGGGUUGAAAAGUGUCCUCCUUUAGGCACCUUUGGCCUUGUGACCUUCUCUCCGACGCUCGGCUUUCCCACCAGCCAACAGACUAUGCUGACGAACAAUUAAUAAUACCAAGCGGUCACAGGCUUGACUCCCUUACUCUUCAGCUUGCCCCUUCAAAUCAUCACAGAGCUGCCUACCUGCACCUUACACGCUUUGGAAUGACACACACACAGACACACACACAAAGAAACGCGCACUUUGUAGGAAUAGUGAAUUGCAGUAGGAUGCCUGUUGUGUGUUCUCAUACACACAAACAGUGAUUUUGAAAAUGUUAUUGUUCCUGGAUGUGCAACACUUGACCGUCGAUCUUUUGAGACCCUGGCAAGAAAACACACACACACAUAGACUAGCAAUUAUUUGUAACCGUGGUUGUAAAUAAGAGACGGACCAAAGUUGGAGGUUGUAUGAAAGUAUUCCGAAAAUCAAUUACUUAGGAAGAAAAAAAAAAAAGAAAAAGUGCAGCGUUCAGACUGUGUGGAGCAGCAGCUGGAACGACUGUUCAGUUGUGGAGCUGAGAAGGAAAUUUGACUUUUAUUUCCAGAAAAAGGUGAAGAUCAUCUGAAUCAUUCUGCGAUAACUCCUGGUCACUCUGUGUGGGAAACAUCUCCAUCUGGACAUGGUUCUGCUGAAUGUAUGCUAUCUUAUUUAUGUAUGUAUGACUGGGAGAGAGUGUUUAAGAUGAGUCCUAAGACAUUUUUAUUUUGUACCCUGAAGUCUCGAGUGGCAAAACGAAGACUCAUGAUUUAAUGUCAGAUUCAUCUGUUUUCCUAGUUUUGAAACGUGAUAUUAAUGAAAGUGGAGGGGGGGAAUCACCUGUCUGUCACAUGCUGGUCACAGUCAAAAUGAUGGUGUAGUUGAACUUGAUUCUGAAUGAAGUGCUGGUUUGGUUUUGAAGGAUCCAUGCAGGAGUCAAAAUCAUUUUUAUUUACAUAUUCACAUUCCAUUGCCUCAGUGGGCUUUAAUUAAUGUGAUGCUGUGUACAGUCAUGAGAUUCAUGCUGAUGUAACUCAGCCCUGUUUCUCCGAACACAAAAUUAAUUUUAUUAUAUUUAUAUUUUCAGUAUAUAGUUGUACUUCUCAACAACAUUUCUGAGUCUACCAUACAUUCUCAGAUAGUGGUUUAGGCUGUUAACUCCUCACUGUAAGAGAAAAUGUGUUCUUCUAAUUUCUCCAAAGGUCAUGCAACCUCAAAACGUCCUCUAUGUUUCCCCUUCGUGUGGAUAAAUUCAGUGUAAUGUACAUUUCCACAGUUUUAAUUCUGAUGGUCUUGUCACACUCACCACCACCAUCAUGUUUCCUGUUCUCUUUAAUGUCUCUAACAAAAAUUCUGCUUUCAUUCAUUUGUUAAUUUCAGUUGUCUCAUUUUAAGUUUCCCACUCUUCCGUCAACAAAGCUCAACAUGUGCAGUAGAAUUCUUCAACGCGUGUGUGUGUGUGUGUGUGUGUGUGUGUGAUUUUGAUACUUUUGAACUAUUUUCAGAGACAUGAUGUCAUUGUGGCCACUGUGCGCUGGUGUCAGUCUGUGGUACCAAGUGAAACCAUCUGCUAUUGUUUGGUGAACAGGCAGUUGUGAUCACACUGGAGAAAAUGGUUUUCUAAAUAUUUCUAAUAGAGAGGGGAAAGUCAUUUGUAACCUUUUUACACAUCCCCAAAUCAGCUGAUACACCUCAGUGUGUAUUGCUAGUUGGUCCAACACCAGCUCAUGUUGUGAUCAUAAAUGAGCUGUGAGAGUGCUGUUUAGGUUUUAUUUGCCUUUUUUACUGAUCGGUUUUACUAACCAGCCAUUAAAAACAAACUCUUACACUUUCAUGGUAAUGAGGUUUUGAUAGCUGGUGUAUGCUGUUUGGAGUGAAGGACAGUGACUGACUCAUGGAGUCCUGACUGAAGUCAGUCACCAGGGAGCAACACAUCUCUCAAUGAUUCUGUGCACUUUAAUGCCUAACUUGAUUGAGUUUAAGUUUUCAUCAUGUCCUAUUGGUGGUUUGCUAAAAUACAGCAGAUCAACUAUUUGAGGGCUGAGAUGUGUUUCGGAGCCCGUUUCAUUUGGACUUCCAACAUGAGAACAUUCAGCUGUCAGUGAGCAACGUAUGUAGCAGGGGUAGCAGAGAUAUUGUCAGUUUGCGUUCAGCUUCCGAUUGACAGGAUGUCUUCCACCACCUGCAUCUCCACUGGUUUGACGGGAAAAAUCACAUUCUAUGAUUGUUACUUACUGUUCCUCAGGUGUGCCAGUGGAUUAUACAGCGUUACACAAAACUGAAAGCAAGAUCAUCUGUGCUGGUUGCAGAUGUCGACAAAGAUUCAGACGCAGCAGUGAAUGAGUUUGAUGUUUUUGUUCUACCAUGUUUUUUGUUACUCAAAUGCUUUUUGCACCUUGGUAUCUUGAUAAUCUGCUCUGCCGCUUUGGAAAGCCUCCUCUGUACCAAAUAGUUGUAAGCAGCUAUGCCCUCACCCUGAACAGCAUGUGUGACCUUGUUCAAACCAGCAGCUCUCAGGCCUGCUUACACCAGUAUUUAAAGCCAUGUAUCUGUUAUCACUGCGUUGGUGAUGUUCCUGGAUCAGAAUUACUGUUGCUCCAGCACUGUCAUUUCUACAUAUUAAAACACAGACAAUAUCCACAUCUGGUCCAAUCCAUGUUGGCUGAAUUAGUUGAGUGCAGUACUUGUAUCCCAUUUGGAAUUUAUUGUUUUACAGAUCAGUCAUUAUUUUUACACCAAUUUUUCUUCUUAUCUUUCACUUUCCUGUUGCUGUUUGUCCAGGACAGACUGAAAUAAGCCUGAUUCGAAAAUGCGAUCUUAAAAAAAACAUUGUCCAUUUAACAGGACACAUAGUUUUCUGCCAAAGUCUUAGGUUUUGAAAAAUUAGUAUUAAAAAAAUAAAAGUUAAAACUUGGGUCAGUAAUAGGUCUCAUCCCAGAUCCAGCAGAGCUCACUAUUCCACUCACACUCUGUAGAAACAGGAUUCUCUUCUUGUUCAUGUGUACAUCUAAUCAGAGACCAGCUUUCUACCAGGCGUCUAAACUAAGAUGUUUCCCUUCUUCUUUCUGUCUUCUGUCACUUCCUCGCAGCAGACACAAUCAUUCCAUCCAAAGAGAACAGUUCAGUUGUCUGAUUUUAAAUGCAGUGCAUUUGGUAGGACUUUCAUUUUGUAAUUCCUCAGGUUUCCAUGCUGAGAUGCAUGUUACUUAAUGUUACAUAAGACUUUAAUUUAGAUUCUCAUGAAGCCAUUCCUGUUGUGAAACCAGCACAUUCCACAGUGACAAGAGAGGGGGAGGUAAGAUGUGAUAUCACUUGAUCUCAGGAUAUCUUGAGCACAUUUGCACCUUAGUCUGCUGAUUCACAAGCAAUGCAGAAGCUUCCUGACUUCCUGUCUCCUGCCCAUUGUCACAUGGGACAAUUGUUGCAAAGGAACCUCUACAAAGUCAAACCAUUCCAGUUAUUUUUCAUUUUGAUCUUAUCGAUCUGUAAAAUGCCAAAUAGGAUGAUGUCCCCAAAACGUUGUGCUCCUCCAGCAUCACAGCUAAGCCUCAUUGUGUUGCAUGCUUAAUUUGUUCUCAUUGUGAACUCAGUGUUUUAACAUUUCAGCUGCAGGCAGGCUGACUGGGCUGGGAAGUAGUAAAUAGUGUCUUUCUUUUCCUGCAUUCCAGAUAGACUGAGACUCCCUCCGCACAUGAAACUCACCAUACUGCUUUCAUGUGACAAUGUUUGACACUGUGACAGACAGGUGAAUCCCCCAGAAGUCAAUCAAAUGAAAUGUUUCUUUAGUGAGCAGGCCUGGGUAUUGAUCUUCAGCACCGUUUGGUACCACCACAAAUGUAUUCUUAGUAAUGUCUAUCGAGGCUUGGGAUCAGAUAUCUGCUCAGAUUUGUGAUCUUGUUCCUCACGUGUCCGAUUUAACUUCUUUGUCAAAUGAAAACAGAGCCAUGUUUCUAUUUCCCCACUUAGGGUACAAAAACUCUGGUGUUGUAUGUGGACCAUCAGAAAACAUUUUGAAUGAUACCCGGCCCAGUCAACAGUGGAGGCCAAUAUUUAUUUGUGUUCUUUAUUUUUUCUCCAAAACCUGAAUCUAUUUUUUUUUGUCUGAGGAAAAAGUCAGACGUCAGAGACAUGUUUCAGAGCGGCGCUGAUCAUCUUGUGUAGGUGGGAUAUGAUAAACCAAACAAGUUCUAUUAGAAUCUGUGGGGUUGUUUCAGCUGUUCACACUGCAGCAGCUGCUUUUCAUCAAAUAUCAUCAUCAUCAUCAUCAGUUGCUUCACAACAGAGCUACUCAGUGGGCCUCAUGUUGAUCGUCUUUGUUGUCUCAUCCUAAACCUCUCUGUUUUUUUCUGUUUUACAAAUCUGAGAGGAGGAGCAGCUGAUGUUUGAGUAACCUGCAUAUAAUCCCUGAUGCUGCUGUGCUGAAAUAUGACAAUAAACUCAAAAACAUAUUCUUAAAAAUAUGUUUUAAAUAUAUAUUUAAUUUUAGAUGAUGUCUUAUUCAAACCCACAUUCAUCCAGGUUGAGGCAUUAUGACUUGUAAAGCCACAACAUGUCACCUCCUGGAGACAGGUAGUUAAUAUUUGAGUCUUUCCUUGGAUCGUUGGGUCUGAGCUCAACACGAAGCCUCAGUAUUUGAGACUCAACUACUAACUGUCUCUCUAAAGGAAGUGACCUUAGUCUGAUGAGUGUUACGCUCAUCUGUGGAGAGGGCCAGACUGUCUGUGUUGAACUGUCCAAACUUUGGUUGGUACCUUCAAGAAAAUUUUCUUCAGUCUCACUCAGAACUGUCUGUUCAUACAAGCAUUCCUGCAUGAGGCCCGAUGCGUCUUCAGAUGUCCAAAUGAGGCCAUUAGACAGAUAUGAAAGAUGCGUAGUUCUGUAGUGAAGCAUUUGUCAACAUUUUAAUCAAAAUCCAGUGGCGUGAUUGGAUGGAAAGUCCAAAAGAGACAGUUUGAAGAAUCUGAGCACCCUGAUGUGUACCCACCAAUAGGAAAACAUGGUUGUUGCUGAAGCUUGAGCUCUGUUUCCCAUGGCAACACUGUCGAUUCUAUAGGUGCAUGACAUCCCAGUUGAUGGUGUGGUUGCCAUCUUCUCCAGUUCUCAUUCUCAAGUGAAGGCUCAUGAAGUUUAAAAACCUGAAGCUUGAAAUGAUUUGGUGUUGGUGACCCAGCCCUGUCUGACACCUGCUGGCCUUCAGUUCUGUUGUGUACACACCAGUCUUCAUUUUCCAGUGCUCACCGAACGUCUGGGCCUGCAGGGUGAAGCCUGCAGUGUGGAGCCUUUCAAGGGACGACAAUCUUUAAGACAUACAGUACAUUCACGCUGUUAACCUGCUUUUAUCAUCUUUUUUGUGUUGCUUUUUAAACAAGGAAUUGGCUCUAAUCAACUCAGCUGAGACACAUUAUGCUCACUGGCUCAAACCGUUCAGUGUGGAACAGAGCAGGUUGUAAGAAACAACAACUCCGCUUGGAUCAAACUCUCUGACAUCCAGAUGUUAAAGCUGAGUGUGAAGUGGAAUAAAAAGAACCACAACAUGUGACAGACACUUUGUGGUCAAUCUCCAUGACCCCACCACGCUGUAACCCAGAGCUGUUGAUUAUACAAUACAUUAUAUAUUGAUGAACAUAUUGAUUAGAAGCAUUGUAUAAUCAGUGACUGUACUGUGGGUGUUGUCUUGUAUGUACAGUAGCAGUGUGAUGCUACAGAGGUGCCUGGUCCACCAACCCUGUUAAUGUUUUUUCAGUAAAACCAGCUCAUGCUCCACA
This is a messenger RNA of Acanthopagrus latus (yellowfin seabream), 9269 nucleotides long. Its product is annotated as xenotropic and polytropic retrovirus receptor 1 homolog. Gene Ontology annotation, biological process: phosphate ion transport; cellular response to phosphate starvation. The record is from RefSeq and is a predicted model, not a curated record. Gene Ontology annotation, molecular function: inositol hexakisphosphate binding. Gene Ontology annotation, cellular component: cytoplasm; plasma membrane; Golgi apparatus. The transcript has 16 exons. Bases 699 to 2774 code for a protein of 691 amino acids. NCBI's taxonomy places the organism in Eukaryota, Metazoa, Chordata, Actinopteri, Spariformes, Sparidae.